Molecule: messenger RNA, 654 nt
Organism: Schizophyllum commune H4-8
Lineage: Eukaryota; Fungi; Basidiomycota; Agaricomycetes; Agaricales; Schizophyllaceae
Exons: 2
Coding region: 1-654 (217 amino acids)
Source: RefSeq, a predicted model, not a curated record
AUGCGCACGUCGACCGUUGAACAAACGGCCAACGCCGAGUUGACCUGCGGCUGCAAUAAGAAAUGCAUCGAGCGAUACUUUCCCCCGUGCAAGCCGCUCAACUCGAUCCCUAGCAUCGGGCACGUCCUGCCACCGGUAGGGUCGACGACCACCGGCGCUAGCUCUCCCGACCCAUCUCGAUUUACUGCCGUGAUAGGAUCGACGAGCGGUCUGGCUAGAGAAGAGUACCGUCUACCAGGCCGCAUCGGUAUGCACGGUCGCAGCAUGCGUCGCGUCCGCUAUGACAUCGACUACCGCAUGCUACCAGGUGCUGACGCUGCGUCUGUGUCAAGACGCCUUCGCUCGUCCGGACGGUUUAGGGAGUAUGGCGCGCGUUUGUAUCGUGAUCCUCGGUUGGCAGGAAUCUUCUGGCACCUCCAACGCCAGCGAUGUGGUACCCUACGCCGGCAAGUGGUGCUUCUCCCGCGGCUUGCCGUGUGGGCCGCGACGUAUGAUCCCACUAAAGCCCGGCUAGGCUGCGCUCUCUCUUUUUGGACCCGCGUUAGGGCUCGUGUAUUGUUGAAGACGGAGACGACUUCGUGGCCGCCUUUUCAGACGUUCUGCAUGUGCGCUAUGCAAACGCGGGGCCGUAUCGAACCCCGAGCGUGGCUGUGA